Messenger RNA from Puccinia triticina, 252 nucleotides. RefSeq lists its product as uncharacterized. Bases 1 to 252 code for a protein of 83 amino acids. Lineage: Eukaryota; Fungi; Basidiomycota; Pucciniomycetes; Pucciniales; Pucciniaceae. The record is from RefSeq and is a predicted model, not a curated record. The transcript has 2 exons.
AUGGCGAUGGCCGACGACUGUUGCCCGAUGCCCUAUUCGUUUAGUCAUCAAGCAUGGUUCGCUUUCCCUGAAACGUUGUCCAGGACUGAAAUAGUUAUUAAGGCGGAGCCGGCAGCUGCCGUCUCGCUCAUGAAGCCCCGCCAACGAAAAGGCCAAUUCCUCCACAUUUACGCACCAAAACCAACAUCUACCGCCGGUUUUGCAUCCGCCACCGGGAUCUGCCAGCGAUACCGAAAAGAAUCAAGGGCUUGA